Puma concolor (puma) is the source of this 858-nucleotide messenger RNA. The record is from RefSeq and is a predicted model, not a curated record. Lineage: Eukaryota; Metazoa; Chordata; Mammalia; Carnivora; Felidae.
AUGACAUCAUGGCAACAUCCCAAGCAGUAUGCCUUGGGCAUACAUGAUGUCAUAGAGGACCAGCCAAUCAGAAUCCUCCCCAGCCUGUGGUCCUCUGGUGGGUGGCAGUGGUUGGGAGUGAAGGCAGAGUUUGAAGCAGGAGUUUCCAGGGUACCCACAGUCCUGGACCUGGGAACCUCCCCACAGUGGGCGUGCAGCAUAGCUCCUGUAGUUCCACCCCCUGGAGUCCCUCCCUCCCACAUCUCCUCAGAUAUCCUGUCACCUGAGCCUGCAGUUAUCUGCUUCAGUAAGAUCUGUUGUGACAGGUGUGAGGUGAUAGCCUUUGUGAUGUUGCUUGUCAUUUCCAUGCUGGAGUUCUGUUUGUCUCUUGAUAGUAACUGCAUCUUCUAUACUGCUGCUGCUUCUACUGUGACCCAGAGAUAUCUACUGCAUGUCAGUAAAUAUGGCUCACUUUCCUCCAUAAGCUCUAUCAACAGGGGACUCCUCAUUUUGACAUUACCCAGGGAUGUUUUCUUUAUAGGAGUCAUGCUGUUGUCAAGUGAAUACAUGGCGAUUCUCUUGCCCAUUCAUCAGAGGCAGUACCAGCAUCUUCACAGUACCAGCCCCUCCUCAAGAGUCUCCACAGAGAGAAGGGCCACCCAGACUGUCCUGUUGGUGAGUUUCUCUGUGGUCAUAUACUGAGUGGACGUCAUCAUCUCAUUCUCUUCAUGUUUGUUACGGGGAUAUUAUCCAGUCAUCCUGGAUUUUCAGAAGCUUGUGUCCAAUGUGUAUGCCACUGUCAAUGCAUUGGUGGUAAUUUGUCCUGGUAAAAAUAAAAAUGUGCUUCAAAAGUGUGGAAAAAUUUCAACCAAUGUAUAA